AUGAAUGUUAAGGACCAAUAUUUAGAUACUGCAAGUACCAGAAGUUUCCGAUCAGGGGUUAGACCUUCAAAGAGUCAAUCUGGCUUUAAUAUCAAAACAAGGGGACAGCCGUCCCUAUCUAUUAAUCUAGAUAAUACCAUAGUUCAGACUAUUAUACCACCUGUAAACAAUACAUUGAAUGGUGAUAAUGAAGACAACGUGUCGUUAAAUAAUUUCCCAAGACUACGAUCGAUGCAAUCAAUUUCUUCAAUAGUAAGUCGAAGGCCCACCAGGCCUAAUACAGUUGCAGAUCAACUCAGUGUCAACACUUCCUUUGAUCCAUUAAUAGAACAGAGUUUCUCAUACAGUAACAAUAUCGAGGAUCCAUCUACUCGUCAAGCACAGGAUACUGCAUUUAAUGAAGAAGCGAGAAAGGAUUUGAUCGAUAGAUUAGCACAAAGCAUUUAUUCAUACCCAGCAUCAUUGACAGGUAAUUCUUAUGGGUUUAAACCUGUCGUCAGUAAUGAAAUUCCAGACGUUUUUAUCAAUGAUAAUCAAACCAGUCCAGACUUCAAAUCUCACUCUAAGAAUUUUUUCAUUUUAACAUCUGCUGGAAAACCCAUAUUUUCAAUGUUUGGAGAGGAUAAACAAAUUGUUCCAUAUAUGGGUAUUAUCAAUACUGUGGUAAGUUAUUUUCAAAUAAAUGAAACUACAAACAUAAGGACAAUAAAAUUGAAUAAAACAAGACAAACAUUUGCAUUUACAAAUAAAGCACCUAUCAUAUUGAUGGCAUAUUCGAGGAGAGGUGAAACCACAAACGAAUUAAUGACACAGUUGGAUCUCCUAUAUUCCUAUUUAAUAUCUUCAAUCAAUGAACGGCAAUUAAAACGUUUAUUCCAUAAUCGUUCGAAUUUCGAUCUACGGAACUAUCUGGAAGUGACAGAUUUUGAUAAUUUAAGACAAAUAUGUUCUUUAUUAUCCAAUAAAUUAUAUCCUGAUUUCGGAUUAAAUGCAUUACAAUGCUUUGUUAUGAGGAAGACCGAAAGAGCACGAAUUCAUGAUACUAUUCAUAAUUUAUUAAUUAAUGAAAGUAAAGAUAUACCGAGAGGCACUUUGCUGUAUGGGUUGAUUCUUUCCCAUAAAAGAAAGAUGUUCAAACUAUGCGCAGUAAUUCGACCUAAGGGCCAUUCAUUGCAUACCAUUGAUCUUCAAUUGUUAUUCAGUUUGAUUACACAUCAAUUUGAGAAUAGGGAUGGGGAUCAAGAAUUAUGGUUACCUAUCUGUUUCCCUAAGUUCAAUUCAAAUGGGUUUCUUUACAGUUAUAUUAAAUAUUUAUCAAGAUCACAUGCUAACAAUUCUUCACAAAUGGAAGAUACUGUAUUGGUUUUAAUUAGUGCGCAAAAGGAUGCAUUUUAUAAAUUGAAGACAUUUGGUGAUAAGUUAUGGAAUAAAUUACAACAUGAUAAACUGGAUGAAUAUUUCGUGAAGGAUCGAUUUAAGUUUAGAAUUAGCGACAUUCAAGCACCUUUAGUACAUCAUUUCAUGUAUAAGAUUAAAAAAUACGUUCAAUAUGUGAUGCCUGAGAUUGAAAUUCAUAAUGAUGACGCCACUAAAUUAACUCAAUAUGAAUGUAAACUUAAAAAAUAUUAUGGACAUUUAUACAAUUCUGUCGUUGAUGACACUGGGUUGCCUAUCAAUAAGACAAUAUUAAAUUACUUCCAUUGGGAAGAGGAAGAAGAAGGAGAAGAAGGAGAAGAAAGAGAAGAAGGAGAAGAUGCGAUUACUGAAACGCAGAGAGAUUUCAAAAGGGAGAAAAUCAACAUGAUGGGAUUGAUUUGGAUAACACCGCAAUUUGAGUUAUAUUUAAUUUGUAAUAAUGGUGUAAAUAACAAAGAAGUUGUACUAAGAAGUGCCAAGAGAAUUAUUGGGUGGUGUAAGAAAUAUGAAUCUCGAUUAUUUAUACAAGAAGGUGCCACAUUUUAA
Messenger RNA from Maudiozyma barnettii, 1962 nucleotides. RefSeq names its product Mon1p (gene MON1). Gene Ontology annotation, cellular component: Mon1-Ccz1 complex; fungal-type vacuole membrane. The record is from RefSeq and is a predicted model, not a curated record. Lineage: Eukaryota; Fungi; Ascomycota; Saccharomycetes; Saccharomycetales; Saccharomycetaceae. The coding region runs from base 1 to 1962 and encodes 653 amino acids. Gene Ontology annotation, biological process: protein targeting to vacuole; vesicle-mediated transport. The transcript has a single exon.